AUGUCUCUACAAUUUGAUGAAACAAAGAGCGUAUUAGACAUUGUUGAUAACCUUCGAUCGCACGGGAUCAGUCGGUAUAUCGAUCUGCCUGAAAUCGUCGUGUGCGGGGAACAAUCUUCCGGCAAAAGCUCGGUCCUUGAAGCAAUUUCAGGUAUACGGUUCCCAAGCAAAGACAAUCUAUGCACUAGGUUCGCAACGGAAUUGAUUCUUCGACGAGGUCCAGAGGCGCCCAUCAAGAUUAGCAUCGUCCCCGGUUCUGCUGAAGAAGAUCGUUCAGAGCAUGACUUGGAGGCAUUGCGGAACUUCAAUGUCUCCGUCCCAGCCGAGGAUUUGCAGUUGGGGGAGAUCAUCGAGUCAGCAAAGACUGUGAUGGGAAUCGACGACAGUAGUAAAGUCUUUAGCUCUGACAUUUUGCGCUUGGAACUAUCAGGGCCGGAUCAACCGCAUCUCACACUCGUCGAUUUACCGGGCUUGUUUCAAGCUGGCAGCCGGACGCAAUCGGACGCAGACAGCGAAACCGUCAAAUCCCUUGUACUCGAAUACAUGAAAAACCCCCGCAGUAUCAUUCUGGCUGUUGUUUCCGCCAAGAACGACUUCAAUAAUCAGUCGAUCACGAGAUACGCACGUCAGAUCGACCCAAAAGGCGAGCGUACACUGGGACUGAUCACGAAACCGGACACACUCGACGAGGGCUCUGACAGCGAGCGGUUUUACCUUGAGUUGGCACAAAACAAAGACGUCAAGUUUCGACUGGGCUGGCACGUGCUACGUAACAGGGACUACACCACCAGGCACUCGUCAGCUGAGGAACGUGACAAGACUGAAGCUUCAUUUUUCAAUUCCGGUAUCUGGAGAUCGCUUCCACCUAACCAAGCUGGCUUGCCAAAUGUGUUUGGCCAGAUCAAAGGUGGGAUACAUGACUGUACAAGUACAUUGCACGCACUAGGUGACUUGAGGGACACAGCGCAACAGCAGCGACGGUAUCUCUUGCAUGUCAGUCAGUCAUUUUGUACGCUCGUUAGGGCUGCAAUUGACGGACAAUACUCAGAUCUUUUUUUCGGCGAUGCCUCCACCCUUGAAGGUUAUCAGAAGCGCUUGCGAGCUGUGCUUCAGAACACCUCAAUCGACUUUGCAGCAGAUAUGAGGAAGAAGGGACAUACUCAAACCAUUAUCGAUGAAGGUCCCAGUGAUCCACCUCAUCGUAUUUCUCGUUCAGACUAUGUGAGAAAGGUCGCCAGACUUCUAGAGCGAAGCAGAGGCCGAGAACUGCCAGGUACAUUCGAUCCACUUAUCGUUGGGCAACUGUUUCAUGAACAGCGCAAACCGUGGGCGAACUUGGUUGAUCGAUAUCUGGAGACCAUCCUUCUUGCAGUUCGGUUUCUGGUAUCUGCAGCUCUUGCGCAUGUCUGUGACCAAUCAACUCUGGGAGGAAUAUCAAGAAGGUUCAUCCACUCUCGCUUGGAGAAGAUGACCGCAGCACUCCGCGAAAAGGUGGCGGAGCUUCUCAAGCCUUAUCAUACUGGUCACCCCAUUACAUACAACCACUAUCUUACCGACAACGUCCAGAAGGCACAAAGUCGGCGUCGAGCAAAAGAAAUCAAGAAGUCUUUGGAGGGAGUCCUUGGCGGAGACUACAGCACCCUUGGGGCCGUCAAGAUCACACUCAAUGUGGACACACUCAUUAAUACGCUCGUUUCGAAAACAGAAGCCGACAUGAACAUUUAUGCCAGCUCUACCGCAACGGAUUUCAUGGAGGCUUUCUACAAGGUCGCAAUGAAAAAGAUCAUCGACGACGUCAGUGUGCUUGCUGUCGAAGCCCUAGUCGUCCAAAGACUUCCGUUCUUGUUUUCACCAGCAGAUGUGGUUGAUCUUGAUGAUGCAACGGUGGCUGCCUUGGCAUCCGAAAGGGGAGAGAUUGCAAAAGAGCGGGCGGCCAACACUGAGAAACUCAGCGUCCUCGAAGACGGACUUGGAGAGCUUCAGAACAUUCAAGGAAUCUCUUCCCUUCUACAAGAUAUUCUGUGGAGGGAAGGCAAGUCAGAACGAGCCGACGAGCUAAACGAAGUGAAUCCGACGCAUCAUAUCCGCAACAGGAGGCGACCCCACGAGAUUCUCCAACGACAGAUGAUGAAUAUGACUCUCCCUAGCCAGUUCCUAAUGACGACUGGGGUCUCUGGCUACCGACCCGAACAGCCUGGCUAG
Messenger RNA from Boeremia exigua, 2202 nucleotides. Its product is annotated as P-loop containing nucleoside triphosphate hydrolase protein. The transcript is spliced from 4 exons. Gene Ontology annotation, molecular function: GTP binding; microtubule binding; GTPase activity. Lineage: Eukaryota; Fungi; Ascomycota; Dothideomycetes; Pleosporales; Didymellaceae. The record is from RefSeq and is a predicted model, not a curated record. Gene Ontology annotation, cellular component: cytoplasm; microtubule; membrane. The coding region runs from base 1 to 2202 and encodes 733 amino acids.